Messenger RNA from Artibeus jamaicensis (Jamaican fruit-eating bat), 6057 nucleotides. RefSeq names its product myocyte enhancer factor 2A (gene MEF2A). Gene Ontology annotation, molecular function: DNA-binding transcription factor activity, RNA polymerase II-specific; RNA polymerase II cis-regulatory region sequence-specific DNA binding; protein dimerization activity. The record is from RefSeq and is a predicted model, not a curated record. Gene Ontology annotation, biological process: positive regulation of transcription by RNA polymerase II; heart development; cell differentiation. NCBI's taxonomy places the organism in Eukaryota, Metazoa, Chordata, Mammalia, Chiroptera, Phyllostomidae. The transcript is spliced from 11 exons. Bases 1237 to 2742 code for a protein of 501 amino acids.
UCGAACCAAUAACCCUUUGGUUCAUAGGCUGACUCUCAGUCCACUGAGCCACACCAGCCACGGGCCGGUAUUUAGAUUUUAAAAUUGCUCUAGCAAAAAUGGGGAAAUUGGAUUGGAGAGGAAUAAAAAUGCCCACUGAAACCAGUUAGUGGAUGGUUGCAAAGCCUAGGCCAGGGUGGCAGUGAUGGUUUCGGGAAGUAGAGUCCUAUGCUGCCAGUGGGAACCAGAUCUUGUAGUCACUUUCUUCUUGUGGGCAAUGUGGACUCAGUGGAGAUUUUAUAAAUAGGAGUGAUUUGGCUACGUAGGAUGUUUAAACUGGGCAGGAAAGGUGUCAGUACAGGAAAGGCUUGGUUUUUAAAAACGUUGGAUUUUUUAAUACCUGUAGGACACCCAGGGAGAGUAGUGGAGAGUGUGGUUGGAAACACAGGGCCCGUUAGGCUGGUGAUUUCACUCUGGUGUCCAAAUGGUGGCCAGGGCCUUUGCAGGAGGUUGGUGACCCGAGUACCUGGUAUUUGUCCUUUAUGCACAUUUCACAACAGUUUGGAUGCACCUGCUGUGAUUUUCUUACCAUUUGUAAACUUACUUAUGCUGCAUACAACACUAAGGAUUUUAUGUUACCUCUUUAAUUCUCACAAGUGUCUGAGCAUCAGUUAAGACAUGAUGUCUUUGAGACGUGGCACCUGAAGCUUAGGGAAGUGAAGUAACGAAGGUUAGCUGUUAACAGGGGUGGAGCUGAGAACCCAGGCGGGCUCACUGCAGCACCUGUCCUCUGAACCGCUACCAGAUGCCACUCCUCCUCGACAUCUGACCCGACAAGUAAGCAAGGCAAAUAAACAAGACGGAGAGGGACUGAAUGAGAACGCGUUUAUUGACCUUUGAUGGACUUGUGUGUGCUUUGUGUUGCUUGUGCCUUAGGUGCGUUAGUGUACUUUCUCAUUUACCUUAAUAUUUACAUGUUCUGUGAUGUAUUGGGUAUCUGCUCUGCUUUAAAAAUGCAGAAACUGUGUCCCAGACAGCCUGAGUGACUUACUUGGUGGAGAUCCUUAAUAGCUGGUUAAUGGCAGAGCUGGGAUUUAAAAUGGGCCCUUUCACUCCAAGAUCCUAUAGAAAAUUUCAGCUGUAGCCCUUGGACUAGGAGCCGAAAUAACAGAAGCUGUGUACGAUGCAUUAGGGUGUUGAAGAAAAUUAAUUUUUGAAUUAAAUACUUGGAAUACAAGGAAGGAAAGGUGACUGAAAAUGGGGCGGAAGAAAAUACAAAUCACACGCAUAAUGGAUGAAAGGAACCGGCAGGUCACCUUCACAAAGAGGAAGUUUGGGUUAAUGAAGAAAGCCUAUGAACUCAGCGUGCUCUGUGACUGUGAAAUAGCGCUCAUUAUCUUCAACAGCUCCAACAAGCUGUUCCAGUACGCCAGCACCGACAUGGACAAGGUGCUCCUCAAGUACACCGAGUACAACGAGCCGCACGAGAGCAGGACCAACUCGGACAUUGUCGAGGCUCUCAACAAGAAGGAGCACAGAGGGUGCGACAGCCCAGACCCUGACACUUCCUAUGUGCUAACUCCGCACACAGAAGAGAAGUAUAAAAAAAUUAAUGAGGAGUUUGAUAAUAUGAUGCGGAAUCAUAAAAUCGCACCCGGCUUGCCACCUCAGAACUUCUCGAUGUCCGUCACAGUCCCUGUGAGCAGCCCCAGUGCUCUGUCCUACACGAACCCAGGGAGCUCCCUCGUGUCCCCGUCUUUGGCGGCCAGCUCCGCGUUAGCAGACUCAAGCAUGCUCUCUCCGCCUCAGGCCACGCUGCACAGAAACGUGUCCCCUGGCGCCCCUCAGAGACCACCGAGCACCGGCAGUGCAGGUGGGAUGCUGAGCGCUGCAGACCUCACGGUGCCAAAUGGAGCUGGAAGCAGCCCAGUUGGGAAUGGAUUCGUAAACUCAAGAGGUUCUCCAAAUCUGAUUGGAACUACUGGUGCAAAUAGCGUGGGCAAAGUCAUGCCCACAAAGUCGCCGCCUCCUCCGGGCGGUGGCAGCCUGGCCAUGAACAGCCGGAAACCAGACCUCCGCGUCGUCAUCCCCCCGUCCAGCAAGGGCAUGAUGCCGCCUCUGUCGGAGGAAGAGGAAUUGGAGUUGAACCCCCAAAGGAUAAGCAGUUCUCAAGCCGCGCAGCCCCUGGCCACCCCGGUCGUGUCCGUGGCGACGCCCAGCCUGCCUCCGCAGGGGCUCGUGUACUCGGCCAUGCCGACCGCCUACAACACUGAUUACUCGCUGGCGAGCGCGGACCUGUCGGCCCUGCAGGGCUUCGGCUCCCCGGGCAUGCUGUCCCUGGGGCAGGUGUCGGCCUGGCAGCAGCACCAUUUGGGACAGGCUGCCCUCAGCUCUUUGGUUUCUGGAGGGCAGUUAUCUCAGGGUUCCAAUUUGUCCAUCAACACCAACCAGAACAUCAACAUCAAGUCCGAGCCGAUAUCACCUCCCCGGGAUCGAAUGACCCCGUCAGGCUUCCAGCAGCAGCAGCCACAGCAGCCGCCGCCACCACCGCCGCCGCCAUCACAAGCGCCCCAGCCCAGGCAGGAUGUGGGGCGCUCGCCCGCGGACAGCCUGAGCAGCUCCAGCAGCUCCUACGACGGCAGCGACCGGGAGGACCCGCGAGGGGACUUCCACUCCCCCAUCGUGCUCAGCCGGCCCCCGAACGCCGAGGACAGAGAGAGCCCUUCUGUGAAGCGCAUGCGGAUGGACGCCUGGGUGACCUAAGGCCGCCGGGCGGCGGUCUGUACUGUGACUGCAGUGAACUGCCCGACGUAGCUAAGGGGGUUGGUGAGGACGUGAGGUAAAUAUAUUUAUAUGUACAUACAUACAUAUCUACCCUUCACGUAUGUAUGUAUGUGGGUGUGAGUGUGUGCGUGGGUGUGUGUUGCAUAUGCAGAAUCAGGCACUGACCUGCAACUCCUGUCGACCUGCAGACGCGCGUCCCGGCAGAGCGGGCACCCUGUAGGCGGAGUCUAGUGCGGCGUCUCCCUGGACCCCGUGGUCGCCAGAGACCCGGUGUGUGCAGAGACGUGUGCCGUAGGUGACCCUCCCACACUAGCUUGCGGAGGCCCCGAGGGCCCCCUCGUGUGUGACUGCGGUGACUGUAGUACUGCGGAGAAGUGCUUUGUAGAGCAGAGCGGUAGAACAGCAGGAACCGAGAAAGCAAUACUGUACAUAGGAUGUCCUCUGUAUUAACCACCCAACCCGGCAUGGGUCUCUUUUGCAAAGGGGUGCAUGGCAAAGGGCUGUCGGUAGUAAAAAAAAACAAAAAAGCCCCACACGUAACUGUUUUGCACGUGCAAAGAUGUAUCGGGUCAAAGAAGUGAUCUUUAGCUAAUAAGAGAGAGAAUAGAAAACACGCAUGAGAUCUUCAGAAAAUACUAGCCUAGAAAUGUAGAGCAUUAACAAAAUAAAUUAAUAUAUUAAGUUAUAAUUGGGAUAUGUCAGAAGUUUCUUUUUACAUUCAUAUCUUUAAAAAAACUGAUUUUAGCUCAUGUAUAUUUUAUAUGAAAGAAAAACACCCUUAUGAAUUGAUGACUAUAUAUAAAAUUAUAUUCACUACUUUUGAAACAUUCUGCUAUGAAUUAUUUAUAUAAGCCAAAGCUGUAUGUUUUAACUUUUUUUUAAGAGACUAGCUUUAUCUUGUUUUAACUUUUUAGUUUUAUUCUAAGAGGGAAAAAAUACCUUGCAAGCAGAACCUUGGAAAGAAAAAGCCAUGAACACUUACUAUUCUAUAUAUAAAUUAAAAGUUGAGCCAAACGUUCUGUAAAUAGCAUCUUAAAUAUAUUAUCACCUUUGAUGUAAGUACCUAUGUAUUGUAUGGUCACCAGAUUAAAAAGUAUAUUUUUGUGGAUUUGCCGCCAAUUUGGGGGGAGGCGAGAUCCCUGUUGAGUAGAGUAUUCACUGUUCGAUAUUUACUAUUUUGUUAAAUAUACUGUACUUUGGAUUUUCAUUAUUAGCCCAGUCCUUCCGGGUGUUGUGUACGGUCCCUCACUGGUGGUGAGUGUGUGGUGUUGCCUUGUAACCUUUGUGCUGUAUGGGUUGAGCAUCAUUAUAUAUUUUAUAUGUGUGCAUAAAUAGCAAAGUGGCAAAAAAAAAAAACAAAAACAACCGUGGUGUUAAGUUCAUGCUGCAGAAGUGCCCAGUGUGUUGUAACAGGCUCUGUGAGGCACCACCGCAAACUCGCCUUCUGGGAGGAGGCCCCAGAGCAGGCGGCCAACGAGAGGAGCACAAAGGUUCUCCGGGUGGUGCACCAUCGGGGAGCCCUCGAGGGCGGGGACCUUUCUCCCCGCCUCCGAGGGGGGGUCCUGCAGUGGGGACAGGAUGCUUCGGGGGAGGGGACCACGCCCUCAGCUCCCAUCCCAACCAAGGCCUUACGCUCACAGGGGACAGUGGGUCCGCCCCUGUUCUGCGCUUGUGCCGCAAGUGAAGUUCCAAGUCCUGUAGAUCUUCUACCACAGACUUUUAAGUACUACUUUUCCUGAGAAACUCAAAAUGAGGGUUUAGAAAUGCUGCUAUUUUAUAUUUUACACUUAACAUUGAGCAGCUACCUACAAUUUGUACUUACAUUUCCCCCCCUAAAUUGCACCCCUUUUGGGGGUUCGCUUAGAUGCUCUUGGUGACAAAUCAUCAGGCAGGUUCUGAGUGGCGCAUGGGCGGGAGCCUGUGGUGCUCACAGCGCAGACACUCGCUUUUCAGAUGCCCCACCUUCCUGAACCACUUCCUCGCAGGCACAUUUCUUCAUAGGUCACCUUAGUCAGAGCAAGGCCGUCUCCCGACACUGCACUUCCAAGACAACCCUCACCACGCACACCCGCCCACAGCUUUGAAAGUGUUCAGUGACCCUUCCGUUGUUGCUUCUGCACAUUCAUGACCUUCUGCUGUCCACUGGCAUGGGAGUGGACACCGUCACCUUUACUGUCUAUUUUCUUGUGUGCCUUAAGAGAUGGCUUUUCUGACUGUAUCUCAGUAGUCUUUCUUUCUAUGCAGGUUUCUAAUCAGUACAACUACUGUUUUCUAAAAUAACCUUACACAAGGCUCGGAGUUUGUAUUCCAAUCACAAAGACCAAGUAACAAUGGACUCCGUUCUCGGGAACCGAGUGUUCGACUGUUAGCCCUUCCCCACACGCACAGGGACCCGCCGCACACGGACCUGGCAGGCAGCCCGCACCUCGCCCCACGCACGCACAGGCUCCCUAGGACCUCCAUCUCUCACCUUUCCAGACUCAAGUGUUUUGUAUGACACCAUCACAAGAAAAACGCACCCAUGCAGAUGAAGUAUUUUAUUACUAAAAGACAAAAACAAAAAAAGCUUAGCGUGAAUUGCACUGGUUACAGCCCGGUUUCCGAGAGCCGUGCUCCCCCCCCCCCCCACGGUGGUGGAGGGACGCGGCCCCCGGAGGCCUGCAGGUGGUCCCGCCCCAAACUCCACCCCGCGAGCCCCCAUUACUCCAUUGUGUUAGCGACUCAGUCGGGUUGGUUCUGAAAGGAACCACCUGUGUCACCAUUUCCUUUAACCAGAGGGACAGCUGACAGCAUCCACACAUUUUCCGUAUUAACCAUCAUGCGCACAAGAAAUACAUAGUAAAUCGGGAAGCAGAAACUCCUAGCAUUGGAUCAUAAGAAGCUAGAUGAUUAUUAGAAUGUGAACAAGAUUUUACAAAUGUAAAACUUUCCUUUCUCUGUAGAAACUUUCUUCACUUUGCUGUGCAAGAAGACACUGCUUUGCUAUAUUUAAAAUGGCUUUUUUAAAAGAGAUUUAUGUAUUUGGUAAAUGUUUGUAGUCAACAGUUCACACAAGAAGCUGUACGCGGUUUGACCACGUGAAACCGUUUGGCGGCACAAGCUGGACUUUGUUGCCAUCCCUGAGAUGAAACUGAGUUCAUCUCAACUUCUCCCCGACGUGUUGUUUUUUCUUCAUUAUACAAUAAAUAUGAUAGUGAACUUUUUAUCAAAUGGAUAAGAAAACGCUAGAGGUUGUUGUAAACUCUUUGUAUCCUGCACUCACUACAGUAAAGACAGACUGGCUUUUCCUGUGUA